AUGCAGAACCUUGCUGUGAACUGGUCACGGGGUGAUUAUCUGCGGCUGAGCAUCUCUCUUCUGAGACCCUGGAGCCUGGAGGAAGUGUAUGUGGUGCUCAGCAGUCGGUCAGGCUGCAGCAGCUUCAAGGAGGACUUUGCUGCUGAAAGUGGGAAGAAUAGGAGGAGGAGGACCAGACGAGGCUUGAAGAGAGGUAAUAAUUACUUCUCUGAUCUCAGCAUGUUCUCUUUUCUUCUUCCCAACCCAGAGCAUGUCUGUUCGAUCCUGGCUUCCCUCCUGCGGAACCUGAGAGGGCAGCAGCGAACCCGGCUUCUGAAUAAAUUCACUGAAAAUGACAGUGAGAAGGUUGACAGACUAAUGGAGUUGCAUUUUAAAUAUCUGGGUGCAAUGCAGGUGGCGGACAAGAAGAUUGAAGGGGAAAAACACGACAUGGUCCGGCGUGGAGAGAUCAUAGACAGUGACAUUGAGGAUGAAUUCUACCUCCGGCGCUUGGAUGCGGGGCUCUUUGUUCUCCAGCACAUCUGCUACAUCAUGGCGGAGAUCUGUAAUGCCAAUGUCCCCCAGAUUCGCCAGAGAGUACACCAGAUCCUGAACAUGCGGGGAAGCUCCAUCAAAAUUGUCAGGCACAUCAUCAAGGAGUAUGCGGAGAACAUCGGAGACGGCCGGAGCCCCGAGUUCCGGGAGAAUGAGCAGAAGCGCAUCCUGGGCCUGCUGGAGAACUUCUAGAGGCCUGCGCUGAGGACUCACUCACAGCUUCUCUCCCGAGACAGUUUUUAGAUGACUCUGCGUGGCUUUUGGACAAAUUAAAGCUAGUUUUGGUAUCCUC
Molecule: messenger RNA, 826 nt
Organism: Carlito syrichta (Philippine tarsier)
Lineage: Eukaryota; Metazoa; Chordata; Mammalia; Primates; Tarsiidae
Product: beta-catenin-like protein 1
Exons: 7
Coding region: 1-726 (241 amino acids)
Cellular component (GO): spliceosomal complex
Source: RefSeq, a predicted model, not a curated record